Messenger RNA from Cladocopium goreaui, 1485 nucleotides. The record is from the annotation of a GenBank genome assembly. Lineage: Eukaryota; Dinophyceae; Suessiales; Symbiodiniaceae.
GGUACUCGGCCCUUUUAAUUUUUGGGUAUCUGCUGGAGUCGUUUCAAAGUGGUAUUGGGACAUUGAAGGAAAUUUUCCUUACGCCCGAGGUGGAGUCCUGUACGAGAAACCGUCGUCUGUGAAAGUACUAGACCUUGACGCUGCCAUGUCCGUCUGCAAGGACUUCAAGCGGCAAGUUGAAGGUAUUACCCACGGUUUCGUUGACGAGAAUUUCUCUCACUCUGACAGCGAGUCGGAGACUGGAAGCAGCUUUGGGCAUUCGGAAAGUACACCAUUGACGGCGACGGGUCGCCACAAGGAUCGUAGCAAUCAGGCAGCAGAACUGGAGGUCAACCGGCUGCCAUGGAAUCUAGUGAGCUUCAUCACGAGGGCCUUACAAUUUGUUUGGGUUGGCCUUGGAGUGAUGGGGGCUUUGCGGGAGACAGAUGCCGUGGUCUUCGAUUGGCAGAGGUCCUACAUUGUGGAAGAGCGCCGACUUCAAGAGGAACUGGCUUUCAAUCCCAUUGAAGUCGACUGGCCCUUGGGCGCCUUCUUUCGGCCCGAGCAUCUGGCGUGCUCACCUCAAGGGCUUUUGAUUUCUAGCUCUUUCUCCCAUUUUGUACUCAAGGAAGAAUCGCACGGGCCAUUCCUGGAGCUCCAGGAGGAUCUCCCGGGCCAAUCACGACUGCUUUGCGAUGGAAACCAUUGUGUCCGAGCAGAGUUUCCAGGGGCAGACCAACUGCGUCUACACGUGAACAAUACAGGGCAAUAUCAACUCCAUGCGCUCCGUCUGCCACGCGCAUCACGAUUCUUUGCUGGAGCAGUCCUUCCUUGCUCUGCCCUGGAUGUCUUUGCGUCCGAGCCCUGGUGUGUGUUGAUGGUCUUCGGGUCAGAGGAGAAGGAAAAAUCGCAAAUGCUUCAGACUGCCUGGGCCAAACUGCAAAGGAGUUCAGAGGGCAGUACGCUGCUGAAAAGUCACAAAGAGAUGCAGCUGGACUUUCGCAAUCACUCCACAGGUUGGGAGAAGCUGUCAACACUACAUCUGAAGCAGGGGUGGCUGUGGGUGCUUUUCUCCAGUGGCCGCCUAGAGCUUUGGAAUCUUUUGGGAAAGCGACCUGAAAGAAUAGCAGGUCGAAUGGCCACUUGGCAGGAGUUCGGUAAAGGAGACCCUUUUCAGGUGAGUCCUCGCUUGUGGAGCUGAAGUAGCACAGCGCGCAGGAGAAGCCGGCAGUUUGAGUGCAAUGUCUUGUUUGGACGUAGAGGGGAGCCGAAAGGAGCCGGCUUGCCCGUCUCUACUUUCUUGUUCUCCCUUCCUAGGCAAUACGUAGUAGGCAUCAAGAAGUAAAUGCUGGUGAAGGCAACCAGGGGCCGGGAGUUCCACGAAAAGGAGAUCAACAAUAGACGCCGCAGCAAAGCAGGCCACCUUAGCUGCCUGUCAGAACCAAACUAGAUGUGAGCCUGUGAGACACUCAAUUUGCAUGUCGCCAGCCGUGCCGUGAAAAGAAA